This is a messenger RNA of Cynara cardunculus var. scolymus (artichoke), 6318 nucleotides long. Its product is annotated as THO complex subunit 2. Lineage: Eukaryota; Viridiplantae; Streptophyta; Magnoliopsida; Asterales; Asteraceae. The record is from RefSeq and is a predicted model, not a curated record. Gene Ontology annotation, molecular function: mRNA binding. Bases 240 to 5846 code for a protein of 1868 amino acids. Gene Ontology annotation, biological process: mRNA export from nucleus; mRNA processing. The transcript has 32 exons. Gene Ontology annotation, cellular component: THO complex part of transcription export complex.
GACUUUGGCGAUGGAUCGUCGAUGAACGCCAUCUUAUUUCCAAUCGUUUCGUAUAAAAGCCAAGAAAAGGGAAAACCUGGAAAUAGCAGACUUCAAAACCCCUAAAUUUUGUAACCCGAAAAUCCAUUACAUCCUCUCUUUCUAUUUCGAUGAAUUGAAAAGCAUAGCCUUUUGCUUCCAUAAUAACCCCAAAUUAAACACAGACAGUCUAGGUUUUCAAUUCGGUUUCUUCUCCAUUCAUGUCUCUUCCGGCGUUGGAGUGUAAAUACGUCACGGAAGAUUGUGUUCGUGAAUGGAAGAAUGGAAACACUAGCUUUAGGCCUUCUGGUCCGGCAGCGGUUCUUCGAUAUCUUUAUGAACUUUGUUGGAAUAUAGUUAGAGGGGAGCUACCAAUUCAGAAGUGUAAAUCAGCACUGGAGUUGGUUGAGUUUUCUGAUAGAGUUUCUGAUGAAGAACUGUCUUCGAAUUUAGCCGAUAUUGUUUCCCAAAUGGCUCAAGACUUUACAAUGCCCGGAGAAUCUCGUGCCCGUCUGAUUAAACUGGCAAAGUGGAUGGUGGAACAUUCUGUGGUCCCUUUGAGACUGUUCCACGAACGAUGUGAGGAAGAGUUUCUAUGGGAUUCAGAGAUGAUUAAGAUAAAGGCUGCUGAUUUGAAGUCAAAAGAGGUCAGGGUUAACACUCGUCUUCUUUAUCAACAAACCAAAUUCAAUCUUCUUCGAGAAGAAAGUGAAGGCUAUGCUAAGCUGGUUACCCUUCUUUGUCAAGGUUCAGAAGUUUGUUCUCAAAAUACAUCAGCAGCAACAGUUGGCAUAAUUAAGUCAUUAAUUGGACACUUCAAUUUGGAUCCAAACCGAGUGUUUGACAUUGUAUUGGAGUGUUUCGAACUUCAGCCAGAUAACAAUGCCUUCUUGAACCUGAUUCCCAUUUUCCCCAAGUCUAAUGCUUCACAAAUACUUGGAUUCAAGUUUCAAUAUUAUCAGCGUUUGGAAGUAAAUAGUACUGUACCUUUUGGGCUCUAUCAGCUUACAGCAAUACUGGUUAAAAAAGAAUUUAUCGAUCUUGACAGCAUAUAUACACAUCUUCUUCCCAAUGACGAUGAAGCAUUUGAGCAUUAUAAUGUUUUUUCAGCAAAGCGACUUGAUGAGGCUAACAAAAUUGGCAAAAUCAACCUUGCUGCUACGGGAAAAGAUCUUAUGGAUGACGAGAAACAAGGAGAUGUGACAGUAGAUUUGUUUGCCGCUCUAGAGAUGGAAUGUGAAGCAGUUACAGAACGCUCUUCAGAGCUUGAAAAUAGUCAAACUCUGGGCUUGCUUAUUGGUUUCCUUUUUGUGGACGACUGGUUUCAUGCCAAUAUCCUGUUCCGUCGUCUCUUGCCUCUCAAUCCGGUUGAACAUAUUCGAAUUUGUGAUGGACUAUUUAGGCUCAUUGAGAAAACAAUUUCUCCUGCUUAUGAACUUGUCCAUCAACCACAGCUUCAAGUUCCAGAAGGAGGUUCUGAUUUUAUGGAGACAGAAAGUAACUCCAUUAAAAGAUCAUUCAUUGAUCUUCCUAAAGAGCUAUUUGAGAUGCUUACUUCUGUUGGUCCGUAUCUUCAUCGUAAUACAUUGCUGCUGCAGAAGGUAUGCAGAGUGUUGAGAGGUUAUUACCUUUCUGCACUUAAGAGUGUCAAUUCUGGUGAUGGCUCCUCUAACUUGGAAGCUGGUUUUGGUGGAAAUCGAACUCCUCGUCUCCACCUAAAGGAAGCUAGAUUAAACAUUGAGGAAGCCCUUGGCGCUUGUCUACUUCCUUCACUACAGUUGAUACCAGCAAACCCGGCUGUUGGACAGGAGAUCUGGGCUGUACUGAGUCUCCUGCCAUAUGAGGCAAGGUAUCGUUUAUACGGUGAAUGGGAAAAGGAUGAUGAGUGCAGCCCCAUGGUUCUAUCUGCAAAGCAGACCGCAAAGUUGGAUACCAGAAGGAUCUUGAAACGGCUUGCGAAGGAAAAUCUAAAGCAGCUUGGAAGAAUGGUUGCAAAAUUAGCACAUGCAAAUCCUAUGACUGUCCUUCGAACAAUUGUCCACCAGAUAGAAGCAUACAGGGAUAUGAUUGCUCCAGUUGUAGAUGCAUUUAAAUAUCUAACACAGCUCGAGUAUGAUAUUUUGGAAUAUGUUGUGAUUGAACGGCUGGUACAAGGUGGUCGUGAAAAGCUAAAAGAUGAUGGCCUUAACUUAUCUGACUGGCUUCAAUCUUUGGCAUCAUUUUGGGGUCAUCUGUGUAAAAAGUACCCAUCAAUGGAACUCAGGGGUCUAUUCCAGUAUCUGGUAAAUCAAUUGAAGAAAGGGAGUGGAAUCGAGCUUGUUCUUCUGCAGGAACUUAUCCAGCAAAUGGCUAAUGUUCAGUACACAGAGAACAUGACCGAAGAACAGUUGGAUGCUAUGGCUGGAAGUGAGACUCUACGUUAUCAGGCUACUUCUUUUGGGGCGACCCGAAAUAAUAAGGCUUUAAUCAAAUCCACCAACAGGCUACGGGAUUCAUUGCUUCCAAAGGAUGAUCCGAAGUUGGCAAUUCCACUUUUGCUACUUAUUGCUCAGCAUCGUUCUGUGGUUGUCAUCGAAGCUGACUCUCCUCACAUUAAGAUGGUUUGUGAACAGCUGGAUAGAUGCCAUGGAUCACUUCUGCAAUAUGUCGAAUUCUUAUGUGGUGCAAUGACACCAAUAACGUCUUAUGCUCAGCUAGUUCCGGAUCUUCAUGAUCUGAUACACUUGUACCACCUUGAACCUGAGGUUGCAUUCUUAAUUUAUCGGCCUGUGAUGAGGCUCUUCAGAUGUCAGAGUACAUCUGAUGUUGUUUGGCCUUUAGAUUGUGAUGAGAUAAUUAACUCAGCUGCAGGAAAGGAGAGUGAACUCACAGAUGCCUCUGGAAAACUUAUACUUGAUCUUGGUCCCUCCCGGAAACCGAUAAUGUGGUCAGAUCUUCUGGAUACGGUUAGAACAGUGUUGCCUUCAAAAGCUUGGAACAGCCUCUCUCCUGAUCUAUAUGCUACCUUUUGGGGUUUAACACUCUAUGAUCUAUAUGUUCCUAGAAAUCGUUACGAGUCUGAGAUAACCAAACUGCAUGCUGCUCUUAAAGCUUUGGAAGAGCUUUCUGACAAUUCUAAUUCAGCAAUCACUAAACGGAAGAAAGACAAGGAAAGAAUACAAGAAUCUUUAGAUAGGCUAAGUGGUGAACUCCAGAAGCAUGAAGAAAAUGUUGCCUCUGUUCGUAGACGUUUGGCUCGUGAAAAAGAUAAAUGGUUGAGUUCCUGUCCUGAUACAUUAAAGAUCAACAUGGAGUUCCUUCAGCGUUGUAUAUUUCCACGAUGUACGUUCAGCAUGCCAGAUGCAGUAUAUUGUGCAAUGUUUGUGCAUACCCUUCAUUCCCUGGGCACACCCUUUUUCAACACAGUCAACCAUAUUGACGUUCUAAUAUGUAAAACAUUACAACCAAUGAUAUGCUGUUGCACUGAGUAUGAGGUUGGUCGGCUUGGUAGAUUUCUGUUUGAGACACUCAAGACGGCCUAUUAUUGGAAGAGUGAUGAAUCCAUAUAUGAACGUGAGUGCGGAAACAUGCCUGGAUUUGCUGUAUAUUAUAGAUACCCAAACAGCCAGCGUGUCACAUAUAGCCAAUUCAUUAAGGUACACUGGAAAUGGAGUCAAAGGAUCACAAGAUUACUGAUCCAGUGCCUGGAAUCUACGGAGUACAUGGAAAUUCGGAAUGCUCUUAUUUUGCUUACAAAAGUUUCAAAUGUUUUUCCUGUUACUAGAAAAAGUGGGAUCAACCUUGAGAAAAGGGUAGCUAAACUUAAGAGUGAUGAAAGAGAAGAUUUAAAGGUGUUGGCUACUGGUGUUGCUGCAGCCUUGGCUGCUCGAAAGCCUUCAUGGGUUACGGAAGAAGAAUUUGGAAUGGGGUAUCUUGAUUUGAAGCCUGCACCAUCAAUAGCUUCAAAAUCAGUAUAUGUUGCUCCAGUGACAAGUACUGGGCUUAAUAUGCCUCCUAGUGAAGUUGCAAGUGGUAGAACUGCUUCUUCAGGCCAGCAUCAUGAUUCUGGGACUUCUAUCAGAGAGCCUAUAUCGAGAUCAAAACCUUCUGAAAGUAAACAUGAAAGAACAGAGAGUGUCACACAGAAGUAUGACACAGGGCAUGCAAAAGUAAAAGGUGGUUCAUUGAGUAAUGGUUCAGAUGCUUCCAUGCCGUCUGCUAUACAAUCUGGAGCAUCCAGUAGUCAAAAGCAGAUUGAUGAUUCUGGGAACAGAAUUUUAGAGGAGAAUGCUGCAAAAGGUGGUACCAAGACAUCUGUAGACUCUGAGGGGAGAGCUGUAGUGAAAAGGUCGGUGCCUGCUGCAUCUGUAUCGAAGCAACCAAAGCAGGAUCUUGUGAAGGGUGAAAUUAAACCUAAAUCUGCUGGGAGAACGUCAGCGUCUGCUGCUAGUGAUAGAGAUCUUCAUACUGACAGUAAACAGGCUGGGGACUCUUCUGCACUUGUUGGCCAUGGUGUCUCAGCAAAAGGAUCCACACCAUCUACAAGAUCAUCGGACAUCCAUGGCAAUGAGUUGAAGGCUGAGACUGGAGUUUCGAAGCUUGUUGAAUCAAGAAACACUUCUGUGAAAGAUGAUUCCACAGAAGCUACGGAUGUGCAACGUCGGUCCUCAUCUCGACCAUCUCAUUCUCCAAGGCCUGAUAAUGCUUUUGUCUCAAAAUCUAGCGAUAAACCAACAAAGAGAAUGAGUCCAGCUGAAGAACAGGACAGGUUUAUUAAGCGGCGGAAAGGAGAACAUGAUUCAAGAGACUCGGAGCCUGAGGUUCGAUUUUCGGAUAGAGAGCGACUUGAUCCCCGAGCAGUUGAGAAACAUCACCCUGUUGAUUUUGACAAAGUAAAUUCUGAUGAGCCAAUCCGGGGUACUGAUAAGCCAUUGGAUAAAGCAAAAGACAAGUUCAAUGAAAGAUACGAUAGGGAGCACCGAGAAAGAUUUGAACGUGCUGACAAGUCCCAUGGAGAUGAUAUCAUGGACAAAUCAAGAGAUAGGUCAAUAGAAAGAUACAGCAGAGAGCGCUCAGUUGAUAGAGUGCAAGAGAGAGGUGUUGAUAGGGGUUCUGAUAGGCUUCUUGAUAAAGGUAAGGAUGAAAGAAGUAAAGAUGACAGAAAUAAAGUGCGGCACAACGAGAUUCCAGCAGAAAAGUCCCAUGUUGAUGAUCGAUUUCGUGGGCAAAGUUUACCACCCCCUCCACCUCUACCUCCGCACGUGGUUCCCCAAUCUUUAAAUGCCAAUAGAAGAGACGAAGAUGCUGAUAGAAGGUUUGGAACAGCUAGACAUUCACAACGAUUGUCUCCAAAACAUGAUGACAGGGAACGUAGACGGUCUGAGGAGAAUAUGUUAGUUUCUCAAGAAGAUGCAAAGCGAAGAAGAGAAGAAGAAUUUCGAGAGAGAAAGCGAGAAGAGCGAGAAGGAUUUUCGACAAAGUUGGAUGAUAGAGAACGAGAAGGAGAGAGGGAAAAGGUUAAUCUUUUGAAGGAGGAGCUGGAUGUUAAUGCUUCCAAAAGGCGAAAACUGAAAAGAGAGCAUCUGCCCUCAGAGCCUGGUGAGUACUCACCAGCCGCUCCGGCACCUCCCCUUAAUAUAAACAUGACACCAUCAUAUGAUGUCAGAGAUAGGGCAGACCGAAAAGCAGCUGUUCUUCCACGAACCGUUUACUUGGAAGAACCUACUCGUAUGCAUGGAAAAGACGUAGCUACCAAGAUGACCCGUCGUGAUUCAGACCCAAUGUACGACAGAGAAUGGGAAGACGAAAAACGGCAAAGGGUCGAACCAAAGAGGAGGCACCGGAAAUAGAGUUUUUGUAUCACAUAGAAGUUCUAUUGCAAACCAUGAAGCAAGCUCCGAGCUACCCUUUACCCGAAUGAACGUGUAAUCGUGCUUUUUUCCCUUCCGGUGACGGGUUUUGCAUUUUGGUGAUUCUGCCAUCAUGUAACAACUGUAUGUUUAUCCUCGUUUUUAGAGGUUGAUUGUUUGUUUAUGGUAAUGGAUUGGAUUCUAAAGCAGGUUGCAUAUUUCGACUCGGACUGUAGAAAGUCUGAAAUAAGAGGUGGGCUUUCUCUGCAAACUAGAGCUUUUUUUUGGUUCGGUUGUACAUUUGUAUCAAGAAAUCUAUCUCCGUAUUUGUGGUACGUAAUUUAUAGGUUGGAAUCGCAAUUUCCGAGUGGUAGUUGUAAACUCUAUGAUUGUGAUCACUUUGUGUAACAGCUUGUUUUUGGGUGUAGUUGAUGUUAAAGUGCAUUAGUAAACACGAUGCUUAAUGAAUUAA